Haliotis rufescens (red abalone) is the source of this 4306-nucleotide messenger RNA. Its product is annotated as H(+)/Cl(-) exchange transporter 7-like. The record is from RefSeq and is a predicted model, not a curated record. Gene Ontology annotation, biological process: chloride transport; transmembrane transport. NCBI's taxonomy places the organism in Eukaryota, Metazoa, Mollusca, Gastropoda, Lepetellida, Haliotidae. Gene Ontology annotation, cellular component: lysosomal membrane; intracellular membrane-bounded organelle. Gene Ontology annotation, molecular function: voltage-gated chloride channel activity. The coding region runs from base 296 to 2986 and encodes 896 amino acids. The transcript is spliced from 23 exons.
UCUAGGAUCCGGCCCUGUCAGAGAAAGUCACACCAACAGUUGCACAGCCAUUUUUGCCAAAACGUGUCUCCAAGAGGGCUACCUCUUCCCACAGUUGGCUGCAUGUGACCGCUGGCCUAGAACUGUUAUCUUUCGUAAACGUGUGCGUACUUUCCCUUCUUAAUGGACAGUGAAGUCGACAGUGCUGUAUCGCUGAUAUGGGACCGUGAUUAUGAAAAGGACUAUAGGCCUACAGCUGAUAUGAAUACUCAGGUGUAGAUGUCAGAACUGGAUUUGGCUAUCGACUAUAUACAAUAUGGCGUCAAUUGGGGACAUUCCUACUACAAUUGUUACUGAGUUUCUUAAUUCCGAUACCAGGGAAACGAGUCUUGUCGACGCAGAGGAUCCCAAAAAAGUUAAGUUCACUGUAACACCAGUCCAAAAUGAUCUCAGUCCGACAUCACCAAUCCAGAACCAGAAUGAUCUCCAGAUCCCACAUAUCCGGAUUCCUAUCUACAACUCGAACCGGAAUGAGUAUCAAAGGUCACCAAGGUUAUCCAGGGCUCCACGUUCCCCACGAAUUCCUCGAUCUCCGAAACUGCCCAAACUUAGCCCUGUUAAUGCAAGUAACAAAAACGGACCUCAGACUCCCCUUACCCAGUUCGACUUUGCCGACAGCGAAACAGAACCAACGGACACCUUGACUCAAAACAGUAUUACAGCGCUCCUGUCUUCCAAGUUCAAAGAGUUUCACAAACGUAUGAAACAGUAUGGAGAGAAUUCUCCACGCUUCAGAAAAAGACUGGUGUCAAAAUGGGAGAGUCUUAACUAUGAUCCAAUUGAGAGUGACCUUGCCCUUGAAGAAGAUGAGAAGAACAAGUCCAAGAAAGCCCUGACAAUCAAGGCUGUGUCUCGCUGGGUCAUUAUGUUCUUUGUCGGGAUCGGAACAGCGCUCUUAGCAGCAGGAGUUCAAAUCAUUGUGGAAAUCAUAGCUCACCAUAAAUUUGAGUUAAUCAAAAGUCAUCUAGACCGCUGCUCCAAGGAGAACUGUCUCAUCAUUCCAGUGUUAAUAUGGUGUGGAAUAAACUUAAGUAUCACAAUUCUUGGUGCUGCUCUUGUAACAUAUGUCCAGCCCAAAGCAGCUGGCAGUGGCAUUCCAUUAAUCAAGUCCUACCUCAACGGAGUUCGUAUUCCAGGACUGCUAACCUUAGGGGGGUUCAUCUCCAAAGUUUUAGGGGUCAUUUUGUCCAUCCUGGGGGGUCUGGCAUGUGGCAAGGAAGGUCCCAUGGCUCACUCAGGGGGCAUCAUGGCGGCUGGUCUGGGGAAGGGGAGGAUACACUGGUGUGGGAAGAAGAAGAAGGAAAUCAGGAUUUAUGACCAAUUCCGGUCGGACCACGAAAUCCGUGACUUUGUGGCAGCUGGAGCCGCCUCAGGCGUGUCGGCGGCGUUCGGCGCCCCGGUCGGAGGAACGCUGUUCAGCGUGGAGGAGGCAGCAAGCUUCUGGAACACAGAACUUGUGUGGAGAGUGUUCUUCUCCGCUAUGAUUGCAUGUUUUGCCACCAACUUUCUCCUAAGUGCCUUCGAGGGUCAUCCCACGCACCUCUCCUCGCCAGGUCUUGUCCGUUUUAAUACAUUCCCGAAUUUAACAUUUGACUUGAUCGAGAUCCCUGUGUUCCUUGUGAUGGCCGUGUUUGGAGGCCUUACUGGCUCCUUGUUUGUCAUGCUCAACUAUAAACUUACAGUCUUCAGGCAAAAGUACUUGCAUCGCAAGAAGUGGAUGAGGGUGCUGGAGGCUGGCUUUGUAGCUGUCAUCAGCGCCAUCAUUGGUUUUGUCCUCAUGUUCUUCAUCAAGGACUGCACCGAGGAACACCCGUUCAGUCACCACGCCAUCACAUCAAACAUGUUCUGUGAGAAAGGUCAUAAUGCCAUGUCCACUCUCUUCCUUACAACACCAGAGGGAUGCCUUAAGGCCUUGCUACAUGACCCCAUAGAGUCAUACGGAGUUGUGUCCCUUAUUGUGUUCAUCAUAGUGUUUUUCCUGCUCGGAGUGUGGACCUAUGGUUUGAGUGUAUCCAGUGGUGUGUUUAUUCCGUCUCUGGCCAUCGGCGCCGCUUGGGGCCGCUUGGUCGGCUUGGGUGUUAUACAGAUGUUUCCUGAUCAAGCUUGGUCGACAACUUCAGAUCAACUUCAUCCACAGGCCAAAGAUGUUGGCAAAUAUGCUUUAAUAGGAGCAGCAGCCCAGCUAGGCGGCAUCCUCCGUACAACGAUCAGUCUGACUGUCAUCAUUGUGGAGUGUACUGGAGACAUAUCCUUCGGUCUCUGUAUCAUGCUGGCCUUGAUGAUCUCCAAGUGGGUGGGAGAUUUCUUUACAACUGGUUUGUAUGACAUGAAUGUGGAAGUGAGUGGCAUCCCCCUCCUUGUGUCCGAGCCCCCGCCUCUCUGUGAUCACGUCAAGGCCAGUGAGGUGAUGAGCCAUCCCGUGCUAUCAUUCCAGCCUUUGGAGACUGUAGGCAAUAUUAUAGAUGUCCUGGCCACGGAGACAUUCUGUGGCUUCCCUGUCAUCGAAUUGGACCCCAAGAAUCUACGUCAUGGAAAAUUAAAAGGACUCAUUCUACAGAACCAAUUGUUAACAUUGUUGAAAAAGAAGAUCUUUGCCCCGGAAGGAAUGUUGCCGCCAUCUGAUGUCACGAUGUCAGACUUCGAUGAUCCUUACCCAGUUGAGCUAACCAAAAUAGAGGAAAUUGAGGCCAACAUUUCUGAGGAAGAGAGAGAUUACCUCGUAGAUCUCCGGCCAUUCAUGAAUAAAACUCCCUACACUGUUGGGCCGAAUUUCUCACUGCCCAGAGUGUUUAAAAUAUUUCGAGGUCUCGGUCUGAGGCAUCUACUCGUUGUCAGCGACUGCAGCGAACCUCUAGGGAUGGUUACUAGGAAAGAUCUGGCAAAAUAUCGAGCUGAGUCCAAGCAUGGGAUGCUGAAGAUUGAAAAUCUGAAGAUAGAAGACAACUAGAUGCAGAUACAAGCUAAAUCCUUGGAGUUCCCCUCCAAAUGAUGCAUACAUCAAACCAGAGUUACUUCCCUUCCAGUGUAGUAUUUCAGAGUUGUCUCCCUUUCAUAUGUCCCCUUGAAUAAAUAUUCACAGAUAAAGAUAAUAUUUAUAGCGACUGAAUGGACUCUUGUUUCAUUUUCAUUGAAAACAAUCUGCUGUAAUAAGAAUGUGAUAUUAGAUGUGUGAUAUAUUAAGUGCUGGAAAUUACAACAGUGAUUUGUAUAAGAAGCAAGGAAGUCGAUUCUACUGCAUUUUUCGUGACAAAAUAUAUGGGGGUCGUUAUAAGAACUUCACUUUCAAUAGUGCCUAGUCAUCAUCGAUUUAAUUCAAAUUAUUGAGAUACAUAUGGAAUGAAAUUGGCUAUUUGGGUAAGGUUUUCAAGUAUCAUAUACACGUGUGUAUUAAUUAUGCAAGUGUCCGAAAUAAACAAAUAAUAUCAGUCCUUCUUUUAGUAAUUUAACAUUUUUAUUUGAAAAUUUCAUCCUUUGUGGUUGUGAUCAGGUUGUUAUAUAAAAAAAAUAUAAAAAUAUUAUUUUAAAUCCUUUUUAGCGUAUGUUCUGGUAACUUUCACAACCAUUUCAUACUAUAUAUACAACAUAUGUACUUAAGAUUUGCCAAGGACGAAAAUAGUCAUCUUCAGUCAAAGGUGAGGUUCUUAGCAAAUGUUGAGUAGUAUAUAUUGGUAUACAGUUCAAAGGUGAGUCAGUAUGUUGCACAUUUCAUUUCCAGAAUUAGAUCUUCCUGAAAUUUUCAUAGUUUGUGAUAUCAAUUAUGUUUUCUGUUGUCUUGUUAUUGUUAUGCAUUUUUAAUUACCUUUGUAUAUUUACAAGUUGUAAUGAUAGGCAAUUAGAUACAGAUAAAAUAUCACAGAAAUUGAAAAAUGUUUACAGAUUUUAUAACUCAUUCUUGCGUUAUUUUAUGAAAGUAAUUUUGGUAUGUACAUUGUAGUUUUGAUGGUUUAUUUAGCAAUCUCAUUAAAAUCAGAUCUUAGUUCUCACUACCGCUAAACAAAGAUCUGAAGACAUCCCAUUAGGGGUCACGUCAGACCGACCUUUCAUCCGACCAAUCAGUGCGUCGCUUCAAGAUUAUGAAAGUGACAGUCGGAAUGUGAUUUCUCACCAUACAACCUUCGAAAACUUCAAUAUUGGGUAUACCAAACGAUAGUUACGGGUUUAACGACUGAUUCCUUACAAUCUAGACCAUCUAUUAGCCAUUCCAGAAUGUUUUUUGUUCAGGUUUCAAAUUUUUAAUCGGAAUUUGUCAAAAUAUGUUUCGAAGCAA